AUGGACUUCCUUGCAUCUGCCAAAAAUCCCUGCUUUACAGGAUUGGGAGAUCCUAGCGUUUGGUCAUGA
Penicillium oxalicum is the source of this 69-nucleotide messenger RNA. RefSeq lists its product as uncharacterized. Bases 1 to 69 code for a protein of 22 amino acids. The record is from RefSeq and is a predicted model, not a curated record. Lineage: Eukaryota; Fungi; Ascomycota; Eurotiomycetes; Eurotiales; Aspergillaceae. The transcript has a single exon.